This is a messenger RNA of Talaromyces rugulosus, 1323 nucleotides long. RefSeq lists its product as uncharacterized. The record is from RefSeq and is a predicted model, not a curated record. The coding region runs from base 1 to 1323 and encodes 440 amino acids. NCBI's taxonomy places the organism in Eukaryota, Fungi, Ascomycota, Eurotiomycetes, Eurotiales, Trichocomaceae. The transcript is spliced from 2 exons.
AUGGUUGUGACUUUGUAUCCGCACCAGAAUAAACCGAUUCCGCAGUGGCCCUUUCAAAUCUCUAUCAACACGCUGCUCUCUAUAUACGGUUUUGUGUUGAAGCUGGCGAUUCCGGUUGUUGUUGCGUCAUGCCUGGGCCAAUUGCAAUGGAGCUGGUUUGUACGUGAACGACCACUUCUAGACCUGGUACGAUACAACUCGGCAGCAAAUGGAGCGCUCGGGUCUUUGCAAUGGUUGUGGUCCAACCAUAUACGUGAGCCUUUGACAGCUUUUGGAGCGAUCAUCACUAUUUUUUCUAUUGUCAUCGAUCCCUUUAUACAGCAGCUGGUCCUCUAUGAAGACUGCUCUACUAUUACGAAUUCAACCGCAUCCAUACCACGUACAAAUCACUUUGAAUCUUCCGGUGCGCACUCGGGACCAUUGGAAGAGACCAUCGAGCCUGGUGUCCAGAAUGCUAUCAAUUUAGGACUAUUUGGGUCACAGGAAACCAUCACCCCAAACUGUCCCACUGGAAACUGUACAUUUCCUCCGCAAUAUGCAUCCCUUGGGUACUGCAGCGCAUGUCAAGAUAUCAGCGAUCAAAUUAACGUUACUUUUGCUUUCAUAAAUCACUCCUACACACAAAAUACCGACCCAAAUCUUUUCAUUUCGACCUCACCAUCAGGGCUUUCCACCAUAUGGGAUAAUUAUGGAAAUGACGAUUCGCGUCAGAUCCUCUUUGCUGGCGCCGCCGUACAAAACGGAACCCAAUGGAUGCGAAGCUCCAGGCGCAAACAACACUUUGUGGCAAUGCCGUCUUGCGAAUGCUGUCAGCUGCAGUUUCGAGCCCUGUGUCCGCGCAUUGACUCGUCGAGUCUCUAUCUACACCAGGACGAAAGUGGCUCUGCCCCCAGAUACGGCCUUGUGGACACACAGUGUAUUUCCGACCAUCAAAAAGCAAAUUUGACCCAAUUGGGCUACGAAGUCACCGGUCGAUGGCUUGGCUACAACAUCACUUUUGAUUCGGUAGCGCUGGAUGAGAUUAUCCCGAGCAACGAUACCGAUGUGCCAUUCCCAGAGUCCCUCUAUACACGGCAAUGCGUGUAUGCCAUAAACUACGAGUUUCCGGGUAGUUUAUGGGGCGACUAUCUAUGGAAACUUUUCACUGGCAAUUUGACCGGUGAGCUUCUAGAUGCCACUAUGAUUGGUGAAGUGAACGGCCCCCAAUCAUUGAAAACGUUGUACAACAACAGUUUCACGGAUUUCCAGUCAAUCGAUAGUGCCGUCCAAAACAUGGCCGAAUCACUGACGAAUUAUAUGCGCCUUACAGGACAUGUCAAUUAA